AAUCUUUCCAGCCUCGCUGUGAAUGAGGUCAUGUCGGAUCUUAAAAUGACCCCGAGCUACGGUACCGGGAGAGACAAGGGUUAAGUUUCACGUGACUUGAAUUGAAGAUUGAUGAGCCAUCUCUUUAAUGAUCAGACGCGUCCAAGCUCAAAGGUUCUCAAUUUAACGAUACCAACUUACCCUCAAUCUGACUGGAAAGAAUAUCGACAAUAUCAAGAACAUGUCCCUUCAUAUCAAAUCAACAACUCAAAAAGACUUUCAUGCUGUCUUAACCAAACCAUUCACUCCGGUCCGACCUCUCGUUCAAACCUCUGAUACUUCGGUUGCCGGGCGAAAGCGAAAAAGGGUAGACUACAGUGGAGCGGAUGGAAGUAUCGAAACGGAGAAUCGAGAUCCUAAAGGGAAGGGCAAGAAGAAAGAAGAUGAAAUGGAAGAGGACGAUGACGGGAAUAUGGUCAAGAAAGUCAAACGUGACCGAUUUGGAAGACCGAUUAAAGAAGUGUCUUUCACACCAGUGAAGAAAUACGACAAGGUGGUUGUGACGCCUCUCACAGCACAACCUAAAUUAUUUGCAAUUCCAAAGAUGGUGGAUACCAAAACAGGUGCAACUAUCGAAGUAAGGCUAAGUAACACUCCUUUGGGUGUUCGACCGCCACCUAUCUUCGCACCUAGACCAUUACAUGAUCCAUUGGCCGACACCGCAAUUGUACUUUGGGAUCCAACUGUAGAUGAUAAACCAGCGCCUGAACCUAUCAAGGAAACGAUUUCUGGUACUACACCUGAGGAAGUUGAACAAGAAUUGGCUCGAUUGAAAUUUGAAGAAGAACAACGUAAAGGUCCUCAUAAAAGUUUGGCUGCUUUAUUAGGAAUUGCACAAAAGGGAGAGACAAAACCGAUCAAAAAAGUUCCGGUUGUUCUCGAUCCACGUUUGACUAAGACUCUACGACCUCAUCAAGUUGAAGGUGUCAAAUUCUUGUAUCGGUGUACCACUGGAAUGGUAGAGAAAGGUGUACAUGGGUGUAUAAUGGCUGACGAGAUGGGAUUGGGGAAGACUCUACAAUGCAUCACCCUGCUCUGGACAUUACUGAAGCAAUCACCUAUACCCGGUAAACCAGCCAUCAACAAAGCCAUCGUUGCUUGUCCCUCUUCGCUAGUCAAGAAUUGGGCAAAUGAAUUAGAUAAAUGGCUUGGAGCCGGUGCUCUAGUUCCACUUGCAGUUGAUGGGAAACAAUCCAAAGCUGAUCUAUUGAAGAGCGUACGCCAGUGGGUUUUGGCUGAUGGUCGAAGAGUCUCACAGCCUGUGAUGAUUGUUUCAUAUGAGACAUUACGAGGCUCUUUGGUUGAAGAAUUAGGAACUGCACCUAUUGGUCUAUUACUUUGUGAUGAAGGACAUCGCUUGAAGAAUGCAGAGAAUCAAACCUAUGCAGCUCUCAACAGCAUCAAAUGCGAAAAAAGAGUGAUCUUGACAGGAACGCCGAUUCAGAAUGAUCUUUCUGAAUACUUUGCUCUUUUAAACUUUGCAAAUCCGAAUUACUUGGGUGAUAGAGCACAAUUUCGUAAAAAUUACGAAUUGCCGAUUCUUCGAGGCAGAGAUUCAGAUUCGAGUCAAUCUGAGGUUACAUUGGCUGAAACCAAAUUGAAGGAGCUAACUACAAAAGUUCAAAAGUUUAUCAUUCGUCGUACAAAUGACCUGCUUUCCAAAUAUCUACCUGUCAAAUAUGAGCAUGUGGUGUUUUGUGCUCCUUCCACUUUUCAACGGGAUCUGUAUCGUCACUUUAUCAACUCUCCUGACUUGAAAAAGUUAUUGAGAGGAGUCGGAUGUCAACCCUUGAAGAUGCUUGGGAUCCUACGUAAACUUUGCAACCAUCCGGAUCUUUUGGAUUUGCAUCAAGAUAUCCCUGGAUCUGAGAAAUGUUUUCCCGAAGGCUAUACUUCUAAAGAUAGUAGAGCGCCAGCUAGACCUGAGCUAUCGGGAAAAAUGGUGGUUCUUGAAAGGAUUCGUACUCAAACUACAGAUAAGAUUGUAUUAAUCAGUAACUUUACUCAGACAUUAGAUGUGAUGGAAAAGAUGUGUCGUGAGCGACGUUGGGGAUGUUUGAGAUUGGAUGGAACGAUGCAAAUCACUAAACGACAAAAAUUAGUAGAUCGGUUUAAUAAUCCAGAAGGAAAAGAAUUUAUUUUUUUACUUAGUAGUAAAGCAGGUGGAUGUGGUAUUAAUUUGAUUGGUGCUAAUCGAUUGAUCUUAUUUGAUCCGGAUUGGAAUCCUGCUUCUGAUCAACAAGCUUUGGCUAGGGUUUGGAGAGAUGGACAAAAGAAGGAAUGUUUUGUGUAUCGAUUUAUAUUGACGGGAAGUGUUGAAGAGAAAGUUUUCCAACGUCAAUCACAAAAGAUGAAACUUUCAGCUUCUGUUGUCGAUGAACAAGAGGAUGAUGCACGUAUGUUCUCAAAAGAUAUGCUCAGAGAACUAUUCACAUUGAACGAGGGCACCGCUUCUGAUACUCAUGACGUAUACAAGUGUAAGCGUUGUAAAGAUGGCAAACAAUUUAUCAAAGCACCUGUGAUGCUCUAUGGGGAUCAAUCAACGUGGAAUCAUUAUGCUAACCCAGAAAUGGUCAAUUUACAUGAUGAUCUUUUGAGAGCAGAAGUUGGACAAGCAGAAGUCACAGCAUGUUUUCAAUACGUUUCAACUUAAAGAGCUAUACUAACCAAAUCAAAUGAAGAUAUAUGUUUUUAUAGCUAUGGGGGUUUAAAUCAAUUUCGAUCAAGCUUUUUUUCGUCUGUUUGUUUUCCUCUGUGCUUGUUCACUUAUCGUUGUUGUUGUUGUAAUCUCGGAAUGGACUUUUGAGGUAUUAGUAAUGUAUUGCAUAUAGUGAUGAAAUAACAUGAACAAUUUGUAGCCUCGG
Molecule: messenger RNA, 2903 nt
Organism: Melampsora larici-populina 98AG31
Lineage: Eukaryota; Fungi; Basidiomycota; Pucciniomycetes; Pucciniales; Melampsoraceae
Exons: 10
Coding region: 221-2692 (823 amino acids)
Biological process (GO): reciprocal meiotic recombination; double-strand break repair via synthesis-dependent strand annealing
Cellular component (GO): nucleus
Molecular function (GO): ATP-dependent chromatin remodeler activity; DNA translocase activity; ATP binding
Source: RefSeq, a predicted model, not a curated record